This is a messenger RNA of Physeter macrocephalus (sperm whale), 1601 nucleotides long. RefSeq names its product NUT family member 2G-like. NCBI's taxonomy places the organism in Eukaryota, Metazoa, Chordata, Mammalia, Artiodactyla, Physeteridae. The record is from RefSeq and is a predicted model, not a curated record. The transcript is spliced from 6 exons. The annotation marks the transcript as partial.
AAAGCCUCAGUCCCACUUGCCCAUUCUCCUCCUCCAUUCACUCCUUUCCUUGGCCUCAACAGCAUCUCCAGUGCUGGGAACGGAUGUGACCAUGAACCCCGGUGCCUCCUUGUCUACUUUCAUGGCAGUUCCCGUUCCUCCACCCAUUCCUGGCGCCCAGCACCGGCCACCCUGGGAGCAGCACCUGCCACCUCCCAUCACCCCAGCAUUCCCCCCUGGCAGCAGCCUGCUGCUGCCAGCUUUCCCCAGGACGCCUUUGGUAGCUAAUGGUGGCCAUGGCCCCAGUGCCCCUGGGGCUGGCAACCUCACUGUCCAAGUCAGGUCACAAGGGAGGCCAGUGGAGGCCCCCCAGACUCAGACCUUUAUCGUUACUCAGGGCCCCCUCAACUGGAGUGCUCCAGGGGCCCUCAGUGGGAGUGCUGCUUGUCCUGCACCCGUAUUCUUAGCAACCCCUGCGAUGGAGACCAUUGUGACUGCUCCAGCUGUUGGAGUUACUCAGGCUGGCAAGGGAGGCUGGACCCCACGCGUUCCUCCUCAAGCUCCACAACCAGCUGCCCAGCUGGCCCCUAUCAUUCGCCCAGUGAACUCUGUGCCAUGGCCACAUGGCACUUCCAGCGAGGGCAGCCUGGCCACCCACCAGUCCUACACCUCGCAGGCUGGCUCCUCUAACCACCAGAGCGUGUACAGUAACUUCCGACGUUGGCAGCGCCUCAAGCCCCUGGCCAGGAGACAUCUUCCCCAGAGUCCUGAUGCAGAAGCUCUUUCCUGCUUUCUCAUCCCAGUGCUUCGAUCCCUGGCCCGCCUGGAUCCCACCAUGACGCUGGAGGACGGACUGUGGAGGGCCGUGCAGGAAUGGCAGCGCAAAAGCCACUUUGACCGGAUGAUCUACUACGAGAUGGCGGCAAAGUUCAUGGAAUUUGAGGCCGAGGAGGAGAUGCACAUGCAUAAGUUGCAGUGGAUGCAGUGCGCGCAGGACCUGCCUCCUCCAGCCCCACCGAAGCUGGAUCCUCGGGGGUCCCCAGCCCCAAAAGUGGGCCUUCAACCAGGCACCCAGGUUCCCACUGGAGUUGAAGCCUGUGCUCCCAGGAUGGCCGGCCCCAUGGCCCAGGUCUCCCACCCGAAGCCACACAGAACCCAGGGGCCCGCGGAGCCCAAGGCACCCGAGGAGGAGAUUCCCCCUGAGGCUGUGAGGGAGUAUAUGGACAUCAUGGACGCGCUGGUGGGGCCCGUCCACUCAGCCACAGGCGAGUCAGAUGCCGAAUGGGGAGAGGACGGAAAUGAGCUGAAGCAGGAAGAGGACGGCAUCUACUCAGACCCGGGCCUCUUGAGCUACAUUGACAAGCUGUGUUCCCAGGAGGACUUUGUCACCAAGGUGGAGGCAGUCAUUCACCCUCGAUUCCUGGCAGAAUUGCUUUCCCCAGACCCACAGCUGGAUCUCUCGGCCCUAGUUGAGGAGCUGGAGCAGGAGGAAGGGCUCACCCCCGAAGAACUGGUGCAGAAACGACUCCUGGCCUUGAAAGAGGACGAGGGUGUGCGGGCAGCCCCGAGUCACAGUGCACCCGGAAUGGGCUCAAGUCCUUCUGAGUCCGAUGGCGGCCAAG